GGGAGGAGGCGACAGCAGGGCUCAGCGGACAUGGGGCAGGGACCCUGGCCUCAGCAAAGUGACAGCUCCAAACCAGAGGGUGCAGGGCAGCUGCUGGACUGGGCGAAGGAGAGGCUGAGCUGCCUGAGCUGAGGACAGCAACAGAGUAGAAGAGGACAGGACUCUGAGCCCUCCUGGCCCCCUAAGCAGGGGGGAUACCAGCUGCCCUUAGGGUCUGACCUCAGCUAACCCUGAUGGCCCACAUGGGGCACAGGGUCUAAUUUUAGCUCCAGCCACAGGGCUUACAGCCCAGGAGUGCCUGCCAGCAGCCAGAGGGACUGUCAGGCAAGACGGGGAGUGGAAGACCAGCUCUGCUUCCUUCCAGCCUGCCCCCUGGCCACGCCAGCCCAUAGGAGCCCUGAGUUGUCCCCAUGGCCUGGCAGACAGCCCUCCUCUCGGCUGAGGGCAAGGUCGCGGGGCACAGGCAGGAGAGCAGAGGGAUACAGCCUUGCAGUCUGGACAGUAGUUGCAUCAGCCUAAGUGGUGCCCAGGGUCAGGGUGCCUGGCUGAAGGACAAAGGCUGGCUUGGUUGUCCAAAGUCUAUGGAAGCAGAAUCCUGGGCAGGAAGGGAAAUCCAGAAAGCUGGGUUCUACCCAGCCUCCUCAUGCUUGGCCGGCAACUCGCUCUUUGACCUGAGGCAGGCAGCCUGCUCCGGAUGGGCCUCAGUCUUCCCAUCUGUACAAUGAGAGCACCGGACUAGAAGCAGCUCCAGUCCCCCGCCCUCAGGGCCCUCCUCCUCCUCCUGUUUGCUGGCAGAGGCCUCCCAGCUUCCUGGCUUCCACAGUCCUGGCUGUGGGUGGCCACAUGCAGUCGUGGAGAAGGAAGUCCCUCUGGCUGGCACUGUCAGCCUCCUGGCUGCUCCUCGUCCUCCUGGGAGGCCUCCCCCUUCUCCGUCCAGCAGUGCCCCCCAGACCUCGGCCAGGGGCUCCCCAAGGCUGGCCCCACUGGCUGGAUGCAGAGCUCCUGCAGAGUUUCUCCCAACUGGGGGAACUCCUAGAAGAUGCCCCUCGACCUCCUCGAGCCUCUCAUGGUAGCAGUUGCAGCUGGGGAACCUGCUUUGACACCUCAAAGUGCAGGGGUGAUGGCCUCAAGGUAUUUGUGUACCCAGUGACGGCAGCAGCAGCAUCAAUGUCUGAGACCCAUCGCAGGAUCCUGGCUUCCAUUGAGGGCUCCCGCUACCACAGCUUCAGCCCUACUGAGGCCUGCCUCUACCUACUCCUCAGCCUGGACACCCCAGCUGGAGAAUGUGGCCCAGUGCCUUCACAAUGGAAUGGGGGCAAGAACCAUCUGAUCCUCAGUCUCCACCCAGCCUCGUGCCCCAGAACCGUGCAGCUGGGACAGGCUAUGGUGGCCAAGGCCAGCCCCACAGUGGACUCCUUCCGGUCUGGUUUUGAUGUGGCCCUCCCUCUUCUCCCUGAAGCCCACCCAUUACAAGGUGGGGUUUCUGGCCAGCUGCGGCAGCACAGCCCACUGCCUGGGGUUGCCCUGCUAGCCCUGGAAGAGGAGAGGGGUGGGUGGCGCACAGCAGGCACCAACUCCUCUGCCUGCCUCUGGGGUGGGCACUGCGAACAAGACCCUGGACCUGAGCUGACCCAGCCCAGGGAAACACUGCCUAAUGCCACCUUCUGCCUCAUCUUCGGCAAACGGCCUGAUGCCUCCUUGCGCUUCCUCCAAGCCCUGCAGGCUGGCUGCAUCCCUGUGCUUCUCAGCCCCCGCUGGGAGCUGCCCUUCUCUGAGGUCAUUGACUGGACCAAGGCGGCCAUCAUAGCUGAUGAGAGGCUCCUACUUCAGGUCCCGGCUGCCCUCCAGGAGAUGUCCCCUGCACGGGUCCUUGCCCUGCGGCAGCAGACCCAGUUUCUGUGGGACGCCUACUUCUCCUCAGUGGAAAAGGUCAUCCACACCAUGCUGGAGAUUAUUCAGGAUCGGAUCUUCAGAACAUCUGCUCACCUCUCACUGCUGUGGAACAGCCCCCCAGGGGCACUCCUGGCUCUGCCUACUUUUUCCAUCAUCCCCCAGGACUUCCCUUUCUACCACUUUCAGCAGGGCUCCCGCCUUGAGGGCAGAUUCAGCGCCCUGAUCUGGGUGGGGGCCCCAGGCCAGCCCCCCCUGAAGCUCAUCCAGGCGGUGGCAGGCUCCCAGCACUGUGCCCAGAUCUUGGUUCUCUGGAGCAAUGAGCAGCCACUUCCAUCCAGGUGGCCCGAGACAGCAGUGCCCUUGACAGUCAUGAAUGGGCACAGGAAGGUCAGUGAUCGCUUCUUCCCAUAUAGCAGCAUCAGCACUGACGCCAUUCUCAGCCUCGAUGCCCGCAGCAGUCUCUCCACAAGCGAGGUGGACUUUGCCUUUGUGGUGUGGCAGAGCUUCCCAGAGCGGAUGGUGGGCUUUCUGACGUGGAGCCAUUUCUGGGAUGAGGCCCUGGGGGGCUGGGGCUACACUGCUGAGAAGACCAACAAAUUCUCCAUGGUUCUCACCACAGCCGCCUUCUAUCAUAGGUAUUACCACACCCUCUUCACCUAUUCCUUGCCCAAGGCUCUGAGGACGCUGACAGAUGAGACACCCGCCUGUGUGGACAUAUUGAUGAACUUCCUAGUAGCUGCGGUCACCAAGCUGCCCCCUAUCAAGUUGCCCUACGGCAAGCAGCAGCAGAAGGCUGCUCCACCGGUGAGGGGGCCAGGCGCCUGGGGUCCCAAAGUCCGGGCUAAAGCACCAGCCCCCAGCCCCGGACUGCAUCAACCAGAUGGCAGCAGCGUUUGGCCACAUGCCCCUGGUGUCCUCUUGCUUGCGUCUGGACCCGGUGUUGUUCAAGGACCCGGUGUCGGUGCAGCGCAAGAAGUACCGCAGCCUGGAGAAGCCCUAGGGGGACCCGCGGAGAUCCUAGGUCUGCUCCUAGGGGGCGGGGCGCCUACCUGCAAGUUCAGCCUACUUCCUUGGGACGUCAGAGAACCAAUCAUGACAGUUACCCAGACAAGCGGCCUAGCCCUAUUGGCCAAUCACAGCCACGGCGCCCUGAGGGGCGGGGCCUCGAGCUACUGCCAGGCAGCUCUUGGCGUAGCCGGGUUGCGCUGCGCUCGCCGCCUGCCGCUAGGCGUCUCCCUGGGUUUCCCCCUUGCCUGGAAUGCCGUUCUUUGCUUCUGCACCCAGAUAACUUCUGCUUGUGUUUCAGAUCCUAGCCUCCUCCAGAGACUUGCCUGACCCUCAUCCCUGUGCCGGAUGAGUUCAGUCUCCUUUGUGCUUUCGCGGUAUAGCACUGCCUCGCCGUGUGUACACCUCAGGCCCCAGGACUGGCCUCUGAGCUUCAGACCGCAGGUCGUGUCCUCUUCUGACAGGUGCGCCGCAAAUAUACGACGAACAGAUGAAAGAGACAUUAACCGCGUGCCUGGCUUCAUGCCAGCGGUGGCAGGAGUGUGACCAAUGACUUUAGGGAAGUCACGUCAGACCUUUAGGUUGUCAGCCUUAAUCCUUGCGCUCCAGCCAAGGAGCAGACAGGUACAAGGAAGCGACGAGUGGGGGGAACAAGAGAUGAGAACGAAGGCACCGCCCCAGUCCUGCCGGCCGGGGACCCUCUAUUCAGUCAUGGCCUUCUUCCAUGCAUUACCAACCUAGACCACUAGAGGUCAGCGCUGCACCGCUUUCCCCCUUCGAAAGGGUCUGGAGUUUUAAACGCUCCCCUGGUCUGAGGGUGGGCAGGGGGGUGAGGAGGGUUAGCGGUUAUGUGCAGCCCGAGGGCUGAAAACUGGGGAGAGGAAUCUGAAUAGCUCCAACCCUUUGGCUUGCACACUUGGAACUCUGGAAGGGGCCGUUUCUCGGUGGGACCCGGGGAUGUCCCGAGGCUCUAUAGGUUGGAAUGGAGUGGGGGAGGGGACGCUAGGUUCUGGCUUCAUACACCUAGAACUGGAAUUAUCACUUCCGAAAUAAAGCGCGUGUCC
Messenger RNA from Nycticebus coucang (slow loris), 3962 nucleotides. RefSeq names its product exostosin like glycosyltransferase 1 (gene EXTL1). Gene Ontology annotation, molecular function: glucuronosyltransferase activity; acetylglucosaminyltransferase activity. The record is from RefSeq and is a predicted model, not a curated record. The transcript has 11 exons. Lineage: Eukaryota; Metazoa; Chordata; Mammalia; Primates; Lorisidae. Bases 844 to 3228 code for a protein of 794 amino acids. Gene Ontology annotation, cellular component: membrane; Golgi apparatus.